Octopus bimaculoides (California two-spot octopus) is the source of this 2185-nucleotide messenger RNA. RefSeq names its product caspase-3 pseudogene. NCBI's taxonomy places the organism in Eukaryota, Metazoa, Mollusca, Cephalopoda, Octopoda, Octopodidae. The record is from RefSeq and is a predicted model, not a curated record.
UAUUUAUUAAAGCGUGACUUAUCUUACACAUAUAUUCAGAAAAGGAAAAAAAUAAAACGCCGAAGUAGUCGGGUGCUAAGAAACGACUGUUGUAUCAUACAAAUUCAGUGAAAUUCUCAUUCAGUGGAUUGUCUAAUUUAUUAUCAAGUUAUGUCUGCACAUUUUAUCAGUUUAUUAGCAGUUAUACAUUGGUUUAAUCCAGGUGUAAGUUUAACAAAUGUGGAUCUUUUACUUAUUAAGUAUUAACUUAUAUUUACUACUGUCUAUUGGAUAAUCGUUUGAGUUAUUCCCACCAUCUUGAUAUUUAUAAGGAAUACAAUUUGACUGCUAUUUCUGUGCUGAACAACGACAAAAACAGCACUAAUUUAUCGUCUAUUUCCGUUCCUUAACUGCUGUGAAAUUUUAAAGUCAACUUUCAGAACAAUCCACUGUUUGUUGUUCCCAUAAUACAUUCCCGCAUCUUUAUAAAUAUUCCGCUCAACAAUGGAUUACACAGAUGCACAACGUGUUGACGGUAUAUUUUUUAAAGAGAGAAACCCCGAUUCACAACCUGAAGAUGUUGAAAUGGUGUCUGUUGAGGAAAGUGGCGAAUCUGUAAAUACCAAAUAUGACAUGGUUCGUAAUAAAAAGAAUCUGGCUUUAAUAAUAAAUAACGUAAAAUUUGACAAAUCGACGGGAAUGCCUGAACGACAAGGAUCCGAUAAAGAUGCAUCAGCAAUUAAACAUACAUUGGAGUCAUUGCAUUUUCAGGUGAUUAACCGCACGAAUUUAUCAGUGAAAAGCAUGGAACAAAUCUUUUGGGAUAUAUCCACGAGGGACUAUGCUAAUUAUAACUGCUUCGUGUGUGUUAUAUUAACUCACGGUGAAGACAAUAACUGGAUAUAUGGUACUGAUGAUAAAGUAAAACUUGACGAUUUAGUGGAGAUGCUUCUUCCUAAUAGAUGCCCAGGUUUAAUAGGUAAGCCAAAACUAUUCUUCGUACAAGCCUGUCGGGGAACGAAAUUUGACAGCGGUGCAGUUAUGCACGAUGCUGGUGAUAUGAGAAAAAAAUAUGAAAAUAUUACAUCUUACAAAGUACCACUUUGGGCAGACGUGCUUCUGGCUUAUUCUACUGUCCCUGGGUUUUACUCCUGGAGAAAUUCUACAAAUGGAUCGUGGUUUAUUCAAUCGUUGGCUCACAUUUUCGGAAAACACGGAGACCGACUUGAACUGCAACAAUUAAUGCUUUCGGUAAAUCGUAGGGUUGCCUAUGAAUAUGAGUCUAAGACUAGCCAUUCAGAGAUUAAUGAAAUGAAACAAGUUCCUUGCAUAGCAAGCAUGCUAACGAAAGAAUUAUACUUUUACAAGUGAAAUCUUCCUUUUUCAUAUGUUCUCUCCUCUUUCCUCCUCACCUUAUCCAAACACACACACACACACACACACACACACACACCACAACAUACACACAUUCUGUUAUGAGAACUUACUGUUUCAUUGUAAUAUCUUUUAUGUCCUCUUAACGUUCUUAGUUCAAAUUUCGCCGAGGUCGACUUUGCCUUUCAUCCUUUCGAGGUCGAUACAAUAAGUACCAGUUGCGUACUGAGUCGAUCUAAUCGACUGGCCUACUCCCCCAAAAAUUUCGAGCCUUGUGCCUAGUGUGAAAAAAAAAAUUCUUAUGUACUAAGGCGAAGAGCUGGCAGAAUCGUCAGCACGCCAACGAAAUAUUUAGCGGUAUUUUGUCUAUCUUUAUUUCUUUUAGAACUACAUCGCUUUAUAUGAUCUUUCAUUUCUUAAUACGAUUGGCUGUUAUUUCAAAGUUGUUUGAUUGCUACAUGGACAUUUGUUCAGUCCCCGCACCCACUCACCACUACUGUACUUACGUUUUUAACAAUUUCACUUUAUAUAUGUAUAUGUAUAUUUAUAAAAUUUAGAUUUAAGGUGAAUAUGGUACUUAAGUUUAGGCACCAGAAUUAAGUAUGGUAUUAUCAAUACAAUUCCAAAAUAAGGUGAUUAAAAUCGAAAUAAGCAACAAGGAUAUCCAAAGUUAAUGCUGUACGAUCGUUUCAUGCGACUCCAUUUAUUUAAGCAAUGUGAACAUCAAAUGUUAAAUGCAGAGCAAUCCUCAGCUGUACAAAGAUAUAGAAAUUUACUGAAAUUUCAUUUCAACAGAAGGACAUAUUUUUGUAACUACAUUAAAUUCUCCAAG